CUGGCGAUUGUGACAAGUACUUCCGGGUGAUGUUUUAGGUUGCAAAGGAGUCGCAGCAGCUACGACUCGAACGACGGAGUACGCUUAUAAUGUAUACUUAGAAAAAUCCGUUUACCAGGCUGAAAAAUAUAUUCGGGGGUUUAAACUGUAACACUCUCCGGCAUAUUUCUCGAACUUUGCGCCCUGGAGAGGGUGCCACCGCGCGCCUUGAUUCAUGUCGCUGGACUUCCUACCCGAGUGCGCGGCUAGCUUUCAGGGUAGCUAACGACAAUCAUUUCUACAGUGCAGGUAUUGAGCAGGAUCUCACGUCUUUUCUAAAUCAACAGAAUUUUCUUUAGCUAACUAAUUAUCGCCGCUCAAGUUUGUUGUUUAAUAUUGUACCUAAUGUGGCUUAUCGUAUUCGUUUCCGUUAGUCUUGUGAUGAACACGGGCCCAACUUAGCUAGUUAGCAGCUAGGCUUGCUAGCUAGCUUAUCUUGCUUAUCCAUUCCCAGAGGAAUCUGUCAAAUUUAAUUAGCUUACCCAGUUAUCAGCCUGGUAAAUUGAUUUGUACACCAAUUCUCGGUGUGAGUAACAAAGCCAAUACUAUUAGUUACCUAACUCCGAUAUUGAAACCCUGUUGUCUAUUUUGUUAGUCUACCUCAUCCUCUUUCUCCCUUCUCCCGCCGCCUCCCCGAAACUGGCGGUCCACCAUAACAUAUUGCCAAACAGGCUGUUCCGAAGCAUCAGACACUCGCUGAUCUUAACUUUGACAAUCCGUACAGUAAGUGCUACUGACCGGGGACAUUUGGCAGCCGUCUGUGGUCAACAAACCCAAACGAAAGUACCACACUCCAAUGAUAACCCAUCUUACACGGAGUUAACGAAAACUAAGUUAUCCGAAAGUCAGUGUCCUGCCUUCCAAUUUCGCGCCAAGAAGAGUAUUGUUGUGGAAAGUGAACCCCAUCAGCAUCGGGCGUCCAAGCUCGCGAUGCCUCCUCCUACCGCUAGCAGUAAAGCUCGGGUCUACACCGAUGUCAACACUCAGAAAAGUAGGGAAUACUGGGACUACGAUGCACACGUACCUAGCUGGAGUAAUCAGGACAGCUACCAGUUAGUGCGGAAGCUCGGCAGAGGGAAGUACAGCGAGGUUUUUGAAGCCAUCAACGUCAGCAACAAUGAGAAAGUAGUGGUUAAAAUUCUCAAGCCUGUUAAGAAGAAGAAGAUCAAGCGGGAGAUCAAGAUCCUGGAGAAUCUUCGUGGUGGAACCAACAUCAUCCGCCUGGUUGACACAGUGAAAGACCCUGUGUCUCGGACGCCAGCGCUUGUCUUUGAGUGCAUCAAUAACACAGAUUUUAAGGAGCUUUACCAGAAGUUAACAGACUUUGAUAUUCGUUUCUACGUGUAUGAGCUUCUGAAGGCUCUGGAUUAUUGUCACAGCAUGGGGAUCAUGCACAGGGACGUCAAACCACACAAUGUCAUGAUCGACCACCAGAUGAGGAAGCUGCGUCUCAUAGACUGGGGUCUGGCUGAGUUCUACCACCCAGCUCAGGAAUACAACGUCAGGGUGGCUUCUCGCUAUUUUAAAGGACCAGAGCUGCUAGUUGACUAUCAGAUGUAUGACUACAGUUUGGACAUGUGGAGCCUUGGUUGCAUGCUGGCCAGCAUGAUCUUCCUGAAAGAGCCUUUUUUCCACGGUCAGGACAACUAUGACCAGCUGGUCCGCAUUGCCAAGGUCCUGGGUACUGAUGAGCUGUUUGGCUACCUACACAAGUACCACAUCGAACUGGACACGCGCUUCAAAGACCUGCUUGGCCAGCAGACCAGGAAGCGCUGGGAGCAGUUUGUCCAGACGGAGAACCAGCAUCUGGUGACCCCUGAGGCCCUGGACCUGCUGGACAAGCUGCUACGCUACGACCACCAGCAGAGACUGACCGCUGCAGAAGCCAUGCUUCACCCAUACUUCUAUCCUGUGCUUAAGGAACAGACCAUCUCCAAAGCAGACGGGAAGGCAAUAAGUGGAUCCAAUGCAACAUGAUGAACAGAGAGGAGGAAAACCUUUGUUACCUCAACUUGUGACCCUUUCGUGGCAGAAACGAUCUGCCUCCAAGUCUACAGCCAUACUGGAGCAAGACGUCACACACACACGCACGCACACACACGCACACACAUACACAACACCCACACACUUGGAAGAAACCUAAAUCUUGCACAACGGGGGUGCUUGCGUCGCUUGGCCCCAGUCACACAAAACAGAUUGGAUCUAAGCUACGAGGUGGGAUGUUGCCUCCUGCUACUGCCCCUCCUUCCCAGCCCUCCAACCCGCCCGCCCCACCCUUUCAAA
Messenger RNA from Esox lucius (northern pike), 2322 nucleotides. Its product is annotated as casein kinase II subunit alpha'. Bases 970 to 2016 code for a protein of 348 amino acids. Gene Ontology annotation, cellular component: nucleus; cytosol; protein kinase CK2 complex. Gene Ontology annotation, biological process: regulation of chromosome separation; protein phosphorylation. Lineage: Eukaryota; Metazoa; Chordata; Actinopteri; Esociformes; Esocidae. The transcript is spliced from 12 exons. Gene Ontology annotation, molecular function: protein serine/threonine kinase activity; ATP binding. The record is from RefSeq and is a predicted model, not a curated record.